Molecule: messenger RNA, 612 nt
Organism: Pseudocercospora fijiensis CIRAD86
Lineage: Eukaryota; Fungi; Ascomycota; Dothideomycetes; Mycosphaerellales; Mycosphaerellaceae
Exons: 3
Coding region: 1-612 (203 amino acids)
Biological process (GO): rRNA processing; ribosomal small subunit biogenesis; translation
Cellular component (GO): cytosolic small ribosomal subunit; ribosome; 90S preribosome
Molecular function (GO): structural constituent of ribosome
Source: RefSeq, a predicted model, not a curated record
AUGUCUCAGCCAGCCUUGAACAAGAUCGCGCCCAACAGCCCAUCGCGGGCCAAGCCAAAUGAGAUCGAGAGCAACAUUGCUACCGCUCUCUACGAGCUCGAGACCAACAUUCCCGACAUGAAGGCCGCUCUCCGCCCAUUGCAGUUCGUCUCUGCCCGUGAGAUCGAGGUCGGCCAUGGUCGCAAGGCAAUUGUCAUCUUCGUCCCAGUUCCUCUCCUCCAGGGCUGGCACCGUUCGCAGCAGCGCCUCACCCGUGAGCUCGAGAAGAAGUUCUCGGACCGCCACGUCAUCAUCGUCGCCUCGCGCCGCAUUCUCCCUCGUCCAAAGCGCAGCAACCGCUCCCGCACUUCUCAGACCCAGAAGCGUCCACGUAGCCGUACCCUCACUGCCGUCCACGACGCUAUCCUCGCCGACCUCGUCUACCCAGUCGAGAUCGUCGGUAAGCGUCUGCGCACCAAGGAGGAUGGAAGCAAGAUCCUCAAGGUCAUCCUCGACGAGAAGGAGCGUGGUGGUGUCGACUACCGUCUUGACACUUACUCUGAGGUCUACAAGCGUCUGACUGGCAAGGGUGUCAACUUCGAGUUCCCAGCUUCGCAGGCCGACUUUGCUUAG